Colletotrichum phormii is the source of this 1725-nucleotide messenger RNA. RefSeq lists its product as uncharacterized. Gene Ontology annotation, molecular function: zinc ion binding; DNA binding; DNA-binding transcription factor activity, RNA polymerase II-specific. Gene Ontology annotation, biological process: DNA-templated transcription; regulation of DNA-templated transcription. Gene Ontology annotation, cellular component: nucleus. The record is from RefSeq and is a predicted model, not a curated record. NCBI's taxonomy places the organism in Eukaryota, Fungi, Ascomycota, Sordariomycetes, Glomerellales, Glomerellaceae. Bases 1 to 1725 code for a protein of 574 amino acids. The transcript has 3 exons.
AUGACGAAGCGAUCCUGCGAUGGAUGUAGACGGCGGAAGGUCAAGUGCGAUGCACAGAGCCCGCAGUGCUCCAAUUGUCUGAUGUCUUCCAUGACUUGCGAAUACACAGUUCCGGCAAAGAAACGGGGACCGCCCUUUCGGGCUCACAGAACAGAUCAGAUCAGAACUCGGAAUAAGGACAACCAGUUGAAUAGCGUGGUGUCUGUCUCAGGGCACUCUCAAGCUGCUGGUUCUCAAGUUGAAGAUUCCUUUGUUGACAGUCCACCAAACGAUAAUCUAUCUCUAGGUUGCAGUCACCCACAGAAGAAUUGCAUCCAUGCUGCAUUCGACGCAGCCAUUGGCGAUCUUCUCUCAGCUCUGGGGAAAGCCCUGCCAUACGUCCCACUUGAAGACGUUCUGUCUUCCUGCAUUGAUCUUUACCUGCAAUGGGAGUUCCCAACUAGCCCUAUCAUCUGCGAACCGAUGGUUCGGCAAAUGAUGCAUGGCGUGGUCCCAAUCCUCCGGAGAGAAACUUCACUGUUUAGCGACCUGACAACUAGCCGUACCACCUCAGACAUUCCAGCCAUCCGGGAUUUUGCCCUCAUUACGGCCCUCUGCGCCGUCGUCUCCUCCACUCUACCAGCCGAGAUAUUUCCCGGUGGCGCAGCACUUGCGAUGCCGUUCCUCAGGACAUCGCGAGAGGCUCUUCGUCUCUACCAGGACUACGACAUCGAACACCCAGAGUCGAGCUCAAUAAUCAUCCGGUAUUUCCAUUCCAACUCAUUACAUGCUCUCGGAAAGACAAGCGUGUCAUGGCACGCCAUGGGCGAGGCACUUCAACUGGUGCAAGAGAUGCGAUUGUACGAUGAGGCAUCCUUCAGCGGUCUCGAGUGGCCCGAGGCUCAGCUAAGGAGAAACACCUUUUGGCAUCUCUAUAUUGGGGAUAAGUCCGCUUCGAUUCUUAACAAAGUCCCCAUCUCGCUUCACCAGAUGUGUCUGGACACGCCUAUUACCACCAUAUUUGACAAGACUGAGGAUUGCAAACUCCUUCAGCCCGGUCCCGAAAUCGAUGAUGCUGCCGGUUUUGAGUGCCGAUUACGUCUAUGUUUUAACCUUUGCUUCCAGCUUUGGUACACAGCUUCCGAGAUGCUCGUCGACUUAAACCUCCUUUCACGCCUACACGGCAAAACUGGAUCGAUUCCCUCAGGUACUUCGAACGAUGCAUCAGACUUGAAGAAAUCUACUAUGCAGUCAUACUUUGACUUCACCAGUAUUAUACACAGUUGUCCAGCUUGGGUCCGUGAUCCCAAAGCUGCAGUCUUGGGAACGAUCAGCGAGUCAACAGCCCAGUUCCGAGUCCGCGCAAUAUUCAUUCAGAAAGCCAACUUAUUCGUCACGUUCCACAUAUUGCGCCUCGUCCUCCUAACUCGCUUCUCUGAACGAGGCUUCAUCGAGGUUCUGGGGCUAGUAGAUGACCCAGUGAUGCUUGCCAUGCGAAAAGUCGAGAUAGCGAGCGAUCUCCUGGGGGCUGUGUCGGACAUUCCCUUUGAGGCCCUACAAGCCAACGGAGAGCCUUGCGUUGAAAAGCUCCGACAAGUGGGUGUGGCUCUCCUCGAAAUCAUCCACAAUGUCGGCAACGAGGCCAUCUCCACUCGUGCUAGAUCCCUCUUUGGCACGCUGUUGGACAUUCUAGCCCGGCUAAACUCCAGGAUAUCAAACGAGCUGAGCAAUGAUCGCGAGUCAUGA